Molecule: messenger RNA, 1996 nt
Organism: Nelumbo nucifera (sacred lotus)
Lineage: Eukaryota; Viridiplantae; Streptophyta; Magnoliopsida; Proteales; Nelumbonaceae
Product: xyloglucan 6-xylosyltransferase 2
Biological process (GO): xyloglucan biosynthetic process
Cellular component (GO): endosome; trans-Golgi network; membrane
Molecular function (GO): xyloglucan 6-xylosyltransferase activity; hexosyltransferase activity; UDP-xylosyltransferase activity
Source: RefSeq, a predicted model, not a curated record
UCUCGCGCGCUCUGUUGUCUGUCUGUUCAAUUGUAUAUAUAUGGAAGGAAAAAUAAAAGGAAAAAGAAAAAGGGUUUUGUAAUAGAAUUUGUCCAAAUGAAUGGUCCCUCUGUUCUUAGUCCAUGUCUGUAAAUCUUUCCUUCUCCACCGACCGACCUUUUGCCCAUCUGUGCAAGUGAAAGAGAAAGAGACACUCACACGCAGAGAACACAGAGAGCCGCCUAAGGGAACUUCAAGUCUCAGAUCUUUUUUCAGGAUUAACGUUUAUGAUUUUAUCGCAGAGGAAUCUGCUGUCCUUCCAAUGUAGGAAACCCUACAUUCCUUCAUUUUCAGAUACUGAUCUCAAUCCACGACCCAUCUGUGGUUAGGGUUAGGGUUAGGGUAAGGGUUUCUCAUCUGAUCGGAGAAGGAAAUCUGAAGGAAAAUGAGACUGCUGGAGCGGUGCUUGGGAGUUCGCCGUGUUCGACAGAUCCAGAGAGGUAUUCGCCACGCUAAGGUCACCCUUCUUUGCCUGUUCUUGACUGUCAUCGUUCUUCGCGGAACCAUCGGUGCUGGCAAAUUCGGCACGCCCGAGCAGGAUUUCAACGAGAUCCGAGACCAUUUCUACUUUCGCAAGCGGGCCGAGCCUCACCGUGUCCUCGAAGAAGCCCAGACCACGGAAGGUGCCACAACCACAACCACAAGCAACAACCACGCCACAUUUGAUCCAUCCAAACUGAUGGUAGAUGAGGAAGAAGACGAAAAGCCUGACCCCAACAAACCUUACAGUCUUGGACCAAAGAUCUCAGAUUGGGACGAGCAGCGAGCUAGAUGGCUCCAAGAGAACCCUAAUUUCCCGAAUUUCAUUGGGCCCAACAAACCUAGGGUUCUAUUGGUCACUGGGUCUUCGCCGAAGCCUUGUGAGAAUCCGGUCGGCGACCAUUACCUCUUGAAGUCGAUCAAGAACAAGAUCGAUUACUGCCGGCUCCAUGGGAUCGAGAUCUUCUACAACAUGGCGCUCCUCGAUGCAGAGAUGGCUGGAUUUUGGGCAAAGCUUCCGCUUAUUCGGAAGCUCCUCCUCUCCCACCCGGAGGUCGAGUUCUUGUGGUGGAUGGACAGUGACGCUAUGUUUACUGAUAUGGCUUUUGAGGUCCCCUGGGAACGUUACAAGGAUCACAAUUUCGUGAUGCACGGGUGGAAUGAGAUGAUAUACGAUCAGAAGAACUGGAUUGGACUGAACACGGGAAGUUUCCUGCUCAGGAACUGUCAAUGGUCGCUUGAUAUUCUGGAUGCUUGGGCUCCGAUGGGACCCAAGGGAAAGAUUAGGACUGAAGCAGGGAAGAUCCUCACAAGGGAGCUCAAGGACCGACCUGUUUUCGAGGCUGAUGAUCAGUCCGCCAUGGUUUACCUUCUAGCCACACAGAGAGAUAAGUGGGGCGACAAGGUAUACCUGGAGAGCGCAUACUACUUACACGGAUACUGGGGGAUUCUGGUCGAUAGGUAUGAGGAGAUGAUCGAGAACUACCACCCGGGGCUGGGUGAUCACCGAUGGCCUCUCGUUACCCACUUCGUGGGUUGCAAGCCUUGUGGGAAGUUUGGGGAUUAUCCUGUCGAGAGAUGCCUGAAGCAGAUGGACAGAGCUUUUAAUUUUGGUGAUAAUCAGAUACUACAGAUUUAUGGAUUCACCCACAAGUCGUUAGCCAGCAGGAGGGUCAAGAGGAUUCGGAAUGAGACCAGCAAUCCUCUAGAGGUAAAGGAUGAGCUUGGGUUGCUUCACCCUGCAUUCAAAGCUGUAAAGGUAUCAUCUUCUUGACAACCAGAUUAGAAUUGGGAUGCUCCCUAUCUGAUUUUUGUUCGUUGUUAAAUCUUAAUAGAUGCGAUUUCUGUUGUGUAUGUUGUUCUUAUUUAUGUUAUGGUAGGUUCUGUGAUUUUUCUUUCUUAUUUUUGCUCUGUGGUGAUAUCAAAAUCAAGCUUUUAAAUUAAAUUGAUUUCCAAAGGAAACAAAACCCAUUUUACA